UAGGGGCGAAUGUAGAACUAUAAAAUGGGAACCGAAACUCAUUUUAGAAGUAGAAACUAUAAACCCCUUUCAUUCAUUCAUUCAUUCAAGAUUUUUACACAGUGAUGGCUGAAGUUGCCGUUUCCAACUCGCAAGAACACCCCGUCCUUGAUGCCGCCACCGCCACCGCCACCGCCACCACCGGAAAUGAAAAGAUUUCAUUUGCUGCUCCGCAAGAAGAACUCGAUGGCAAGAAGAAACGCCUCUUGGAAGAACUCGAAUCUGCUUUGGUCACUCCGAUUCCAAAACCACCUAACUGCUUAGGGUUUGGAAUUGAGGUGAUUGACGAAACUGCAUUGCUCGAUUCCAUUCCAAAGAAGAAGAACAAUAAUAAUAAUGGGAAACAAUCAAGAAAAAGGCCUUCCAAGAAGAUUCACAAGAAGAAGACCACUGUUACCACCGUCACUGAAGGAGGCUCUGAGAUGAACAACAAGAAGAAGAAGUACUCUCGUGAUGAGAUGGAGGCUCUGAGGUUUGUGGAUGUCUCAAAACAGCGCAAUUUCUGGAUAACAAUAUACGCUGCACUUCAAUCUGCUUUCGCUGACGAGUAUGAUACCUUGGCUUCCAACAACCAUCAGCCUCUUCCAUUUAUCCCCAACAAGAAACCGAUUCUCACCGGUGCAGUGUAUUGUGGAAAUAUGGACAGUGGAAGUGUAAGUCCAGUUUCAGAAGAGUGCAUUGAAGACGAUGAUAGUGAGGAUGAUUAUGCUAGCAUCCAGAGGCCUGCGUUUCAGGUAGAUGGAGAACCUAAUUUUGAUUCUGGUCCACCAGAAGACGGAUGGGAAUAUCUUAGGCGUGUCAGGUGGGAGGCACAUCAAAUUCCUAAAGUGAAGGUAUCCAAACUUGAUAGAAGUAAACUUAAUAAGGAACAAAGUCCUUAUAUGCCCCAGAUUCCUGAUAUUGCCAAGUGUUCUGAGCAUCUGUUACCGUUGAAACAGUGGGAGGAUGUAUUUCUUGAAGAAUUUUCAGCACUAAGAGCGAAUCUGUCAUGUCUUGAUGAAGGUUCAAGUGCCAUGCAUUCUGGUAAUCUACAAUCUCUUCAUUCGUCAAAGCUACCUGGCAAUAAUGUUGGAGUUGUGAACAGAGAUGUGCUACUUUUUAAUAACAUGAGCAUUGGUAAGGCUGAUCAACCUUCUAACUUGACUGCUAAAGAUGAGGAUAGCACUGUGCCUAUGGAGAAUCCUGGAUUGAAAACUUCCACAGAUCAAACUAGCAGCAGCUGUGUCACUCCUCCCAUGCUUUCUGCAAUCCUAGGAAUGGACUCUGUAUCCCGAGUAUCAAUGCUGCUGAAACGAAUUCGCCUGCUAGAGCCUGAAAACACCAUCCCAAGAAUUGAGUGCAUGUGGCUUUUUGCUCUCUGUGCAGCAGUAGAUGCUCCGCUAGAUGCAGACACGUGCGCUGCUCUGAGGAGUCUGCUGCGGAAGUGUGCCUGCAUCCGUGCUGGAAAGGCAGAACUGGAUGACGAGGUUGUAAUGCUGAAUAUAUUGGCCACUAUUUCGGGUAGAUAUUUUGGACAAUCUGAAAAUUGAAUUCCCAGUUUGCAACUUUUUGAGGUCUUAUGUUUUAUAUCUGGGAUGGAGCCAAGAACAUGUAUGGUUAUAAUUUAUCAGAUGAUGCAUAAAAUAUACUGUAUGGUUCUAAGGUUAUAAUUUAUUAGAUGAUGCAUAAAAUAUACUGUAUGGUUCUAAGAGUUUAUAAAUAUGUUUUUAAUUUUUAUUUUUUAUAUUGUACUAAUGUAAUCUUUUAAUGAAGUUCUUUACAAUUAAAUUGCUCGACAUUUAGCAAAA
Trifolium pratense (red clover) is the source of this 1826-nucleotide messenger RNA. Its product is annotated as gem-associated protein 2-like. The record is from RefSeq and is a predicted model, not a curated record. Bases 105 to 1568 code for a protein of 487 amino acids. Gene Ontology annotation, biological process: spliceosomal snRNP assembly. Gene Ontology annotation, cellular component: nucleus; SMN complex. The transcript has 4 exons. Lineage: Eukaryota; Viridiplantae; Streptophyta; Magnoliopsida; Fabales; Fabaceae.